Diaporthe amygdali is the source of this 606-nucleotide messenger RNA. RefSeq lists its product as uncharacterized. The record is from RefSeq and is a predicted model, not a curated record. Lineage: Eukaryota; Fungi; Ascomycota; Sordariomycetes; Diaporthales; Diaporthaceae. The coding region runs from base 1 to 606 and encodes 201 amino acids. The transcript has 2 exons.
AUGGUUUCCGUCCGCAGACCUCGUCGAUCUCCUCGCUACUCCAGCUGGAGUACCUUGGAGACCAGCAGCAUGACUUCGAUGCCCCACAGCGACACAUCCUCACGGCCUCGGAGCCGAGAGACGGGCUUCCCUGAGCCUUUCUGCGGCAGUCGCAACACCACUCUGCCGCAUCCCGAUGCAGACACAUCACCAAACGCCUGCAUCUCGCAAGAUGACAUCUCCCUCAGCCGCGUCGAGUCCCGACAACGACGCUCAUUCCGCGCCAAGCACAAGCGAACUAUCAGCCACGGUCUCAUCACGCCCGAGAUGGAGCAGAUGUACAGUGAACUGGUUGCUGUAACCAGUGAUUCGGAUUCCUCACCCACAAGGGAGGACUUGGAAAGGCUGCCUACCAUCCCGGGCACGCCAGCCGUGGGACACAUGGCGAGGCCGCCCUCCAAGGACGGCGGCGUUAGUCUCGCAUCCACCUCGACGGGCGACAACCGAAAGUCGAUGGAACACGAUCAAAGCAAGUUCCGUUCACGAUUGUCGAGUGACGGCUCCUCGGCCAAGUCGAGGAAGAAGGGUUUCAUGCAGAGGCUGGGCAUCUCACACCACAAAUCAUAG